Neopsephotus bourkii (Bourke's parrot) is the source of this 882-nucleotide messenger RNA. RefSeq names its product keratin-associated protein 5-4-like. The transcript has 3 exons. The record is from RefSeq and is a predicted model, not a curated record. Bases 1 to 882 code for a protein of 293 amino acids. NCBI's taxonomy places the organism in Eukaryota, Metazoa, Chordata, Aves, Psittaciformes, Psittacidae.
AUGCGUUGUUGCAGAUGCGGAUGCUGCUCCGUUGUGAAGAGCAAGGCUGUGUGCUGCUGCCAGCCAUGCCAGAAGACCAUCUGUUGCAGCCCAUGCCAGCAGUCCUGCUCCUGCGGCCCAUGCCAGAAGACCGUCUGCUGCGACCCAUGCCAGAAGACCCCCUGCUGUGACCCAUGCCAGCAGUCUGUCUGCUGUGACCCAUGCCAGAAGCCAUGCUGUGACCCAUGCCAGAAGCCCUGUUGUGACCCAUGCCAGCAGUCUGUCUGCUGUGACCCAUGCCAGAAGCCCUGUUGUGACCCAUGCCAGCAGUCUGUCUGCUGUGACCCAUGCCAGAAGCCCUGCUGUGACCCAUGCCAGCAGUCUGUCUGCUGUGAUCCAUGCCAGAAGCCCUGUUGUGACCCAUGCCAGAAGCCCUGUUGUGACCCAUGCCAGCAGUCUGUCUGCUGUGAUCCAUGCCAGAAGCCCUGCUGUGACCCAUGCCAGAAGCCCUGCUGUGACCCAUGCCAACAGUCUACCUGCUGUGACCCAUGCCAGCAGUCUGUCUGCUGUGACCCAUGCCAGAAGCCCUGCUGUGACCCAUGCCAACAGUCUACCUGCUGUGACCCAUGCCAACAGUCUGUCUGCUGUGACCCAUGCCAACAGUCUACCUGCUGUGACCCAUGCCAGCAGUCUGUGUGCCAGAAGCCCUGCUGUUGCUGUGGCCAGGUACCCUGCUGCUGUACCUGCCGCCCUUGCUGCCCUGCUGCGUGUCUGUCUUGCUGCUCCUACACUGUGAAGAAGCCCAUUGUGCUGCAUUGCAGCCCUGUGCCGUGCUGCUCUCCCCUGAGGAAAUAUAGCAUUCCCAUCCAGCAGUGUUGUACCACAAUCAAGAGGCUUCGCUGA